ACGGACUUAAAAUUUUUAUGCAUUACAAUUCCACCGUUGAAAACAAUACAAGGAAAAAAACUGUAAGAUACCUGCUUCUAGUCUAAACCUGCAAAAUCAAACAACUGCAGGAUAAUCAGAUCAAGUAGAAAAUAGAAGCGGUUAUACUGUGUAGUUCGUUUUGAGGCUAUGCAGGGUUAAUUGAGGGCAUGGCAGGGUGCAUAAAUCUGCUCGGAUACCUGGAAAACAAGCCAGGGGUUUUGUCUGCAAAUACUACGAGUACAGACUGCGCUAAUAAUUGUGAAGGCGGUCCAGAGUUAGGUUCUGGGGUCGAGUCCGUUGGAAAACCCCCGGGAAAGAGAGUAAGAAUGAAGCAGUCCAGUUUCGGAGUGAUUAGCAAGGAUGGAAAUUUAGUUUGGGAUUUGUCGGCUUCAAAUAAGGCAAAUAUGAAUACGAGCCCUCAAAAAAUUGAGGGCAAUGAUGAAAAGGGAGGAAAGAGGAAGAGGCCAAUGCGUCAGUGUGUUCGAUCGACACAAGUAGACAAGAAAUUGUCUGAUGUGGAGGAGGGGGACGAAGCAGCCGUUGAUGCUUCUAACGUCAAAAAUAGGAUAAGGAGAAACUAUAGACGAAAAGAUGCGGAUUCUCCUCCCAAACAGAAUGAAGAGAAUGCUUCUGUGGAUGGGAACAGGGAAUUGACGGCUGCAAGGAGAGGCAGAGGCAGAGGCAAAACUAAAGCUGCGGAGUCUCCUUCUAAACAGAUAGAUGGAGUAGCAAUGCCUGGAAAACACCAAUGCACAGACUGUGUAGGUGCAUGUAAUUGUUUGGCUUAUAUUGAAGGGCUUGGAGAUGAAGUGCUUUUAGGUCCAACUUCUGAGUUCUCUCUGAAAAUUCUUGGCAAAGCUGGCAUGGAGUUCUCUUCCCUGACUCCCAAGAAACACGUUUUAAAGCAGCUAAAGUUGAAAAGUGAAUCACAAGAUUGUGGUGUAAGGAAUAAAAAUUCUUCCAAUGCUGAAGCUCCCAAAAACAUUCUAAAAAGGCAGAAGCAUGCAAAGGAGGCAAAAGUUGAUACUUCAUAUUCUCCUAAAACUGUAUCUUCUAAAAAAGGUCAUUCCAAAAGGAAAGGGCCGCUGUUGGAAAAUUCAAAAAUGGAUGCUCUUAUAGAUGGAGAUGGGGCUAAACUAUCAAGUGCUAGUUUUGAUUUGCGAUCUGAAGCCAAACAAGCAGCAGAGGAAAAUGCACGUCUUAAUGCUGGGAAAAACACCCAUCCAUUCUUUAUGCAGAAAAGAUCACUACAGACAAGAGCAGUAAAUAUUUCUGAGACUCAAUUUGAAGCUAAUCGGCAGAAUUUGAAAUUGUCAGAGACAUUGGUUGCACCUUUGCCACCUUUUCACAUAACACAAAAUGACCAGAUGGAGAUUGCAGCUUUGGAUUGGAAAGGUUGGGAGUUUGUAGAGAGCAAUAUUUGGCAGCAGGAAGGUUCCAAACUUUUUGAAGAGGCCUUCCAAGCAAUGCCAGAAGACGACAUUAAACUCUUAAAAUCUGGGGGUUUUAGUUGUUUCCUUAAUGGCAGCAAAGAUUCAUCAAACGCCUUUCCUUGUCAGGAUGUUUGGUCUCAGGUUGAACUGACAGAACAUUCAGGAGGUUUAGACAGGAAGAAAAAGCAACUUGAGAAGCUAUUUGCAUACUUGGAGAACGGGGCAAAAAUUGGGGAACCUACUUUAUCUGCUAAUCUAGUGAAAGAUUCCUGCAGCAAAUUAUCUUUAGAAGAUCUUGAGCAAAGGUUUAUCUCAUAUCACUUCCAUCGUAGCAGUGGUAUGAACAACAUGUGGACAGACAAAUAUCAACCAGAAACUUCUAGAGAGGUUUGUGGAAAUUCUGAACAAGUUAUGUUUCUAAAUGAUUGGCUACGCUGCUGGCAUGAACGUGUUUUUGGUUCGGAUAAGGAUCAGACCAACGAAUCUGACAGUAAUGUUCAAGAUGAGGAUUGGGGUAGUUUUCAGGAUGAGGAAGAGACUCUCAGCAAGGAUGGGGAAGAUGGACUGAAAAAUAUUUCCUUACUCACUGGACCUGUUGGGUGUGGAAAAUCUGCAGCCUUGUAUGCCUGUGCAAAAGAGCAAGGUUUUGAUGUGAUUGAGGUAAAUGCCUCGGACUGUCGUAGUGGAGCAUUGGUGAAGCAAAAGUUUGGGGAAGCAAUGGAAUCCCAUGGCUUGAAUCAACGGGCAGUUGAGGACAUUUUAGGGGUUGAUGAUCAUAAGAUUGUGCCUGAGAAUCCUUUUUCUGGAAAAGAAACAAGGUGGAAGGGAAAUGCACAACACAAGAUGAACAAGGAAAAGCAUGUAGCAAUAGUUUCUGGUGGUAAAAACUGUCAAAUUUCUGAGAAGGGAAAACAAAUUUAUAGUAUGGAUGAAAAACGUUGGACCCAGGGUAGAAGCAAGGCACUAAUUUUGUUUGAGGAUGUGGAUAUGGUCUUUGAUGAAGACCGAGGAUUUAUGGGAGCUUUACUGCAGAUUGCUGAAACGGCAAAACGACCUAUAGUAUUGACAAGCAACAGACGGGAUCCUUGUUUGCCGCGGCUUCUUGACCGAUUGACCAUACAACUUGAACUCCCUUCAUUGGAAGAAUUGGUUUGCCAUGUUUUCAUGAUUUGCAUUGCAGAAGGCAUUAUAAUAUCUCCUAGUCUUGUUGAGCAUGUCCUGAGAUGUUGUUGUAGAGAUUUGAGGAAAAGUUUGAUGCUGUUACAAUUUUGGUGCCAAGGGAAGAGCAAGUCUGGAAAAGCUUCAGAGGGGCAAGUAUCUCAUAUCUAUAGUUCAAUUCCACUUGAGCUAGAUGUGGAACAUCGCAUAAUGCCAAAGAUGAUGCCAUGGGGUUUUCCUUGCAAGUUAUCAGAGAGAAUAAACUUUGAUAUCUCAAAAGCAUUAGAUGAGGUGCAAAAACAAGCAUGCUUAAAUGAAAUAAAGUUUGCUGAAGAACGUGCUGCUAAAGACACACUUGCUGCUCAGUUUAAAAAAAUGCAAAAGAAAAUGAAUGAAGCUGAGAAAAAAGCUGCCAUGUUGAGAAGGCUUUCUUCUGAUGAUGAAAGCAUGCAGAUAUUGAGAGAUUUUGAGAAUGAGAUAGAUACGAUAUCAAAGGUGACUCAGUCAUCAGUUCGAUCUCUGAGGCACAGACGUACAGUAGUGACUUCUGACUCAGAAGAUAUUGACUGUCAUGAAACUACCACAGCUAUAUCUGAAACUCAGCUUCAAGACACAUGCAAAGAGGUUCCAGUUGAAUUGAUGAGUGAGCCUGAUGAUAUGACAUUAUCAGGCUCUGAUCCUGAAAGCUUUCCAAAUUGGAGAGGCAGAAGUCAAGAAACUAAACCUACUUCUACUGUAUUCAGAAGGUUAAAGAAAAUACAAGGUGUAAAUUAUGUCGAAUCAAGCUCAUUAAUAGAUAACUCCUGUCUUCCAGAAUCUUCAGUAGUUCCUGAGACUGUUGCGAAUUAUGAUAAUGAAUGUCAAGUCAAAUCAGUUGACUGUGGAAAUACACUUGAAUGUGUGGAGAAUUCUUUCUCAAAUAUCUGUAGUCCUCUUGGGGUCUUGACAGAGCUUCAGAAGCUGGAAUGCCCAAACAAAGUAGAGAAGAUGCUAUCAAAUACAGAAGAUAAUAUUUUAAAAAGUGCAGAAGUUUUGGAAAGAUCAGUACAUCAUUGUGAAAAAUUUACAGAUAUGGUGGGUAAUAAUGAUUUCACAACUUCACAUACAGGUGAUGCAUCUUCUGAUGUAGAUCAUCUGAAAUCUAAAGAAAAUGUGGAUGAUAAGAAGCUGGAUUUAGACAGUCAUAUAUGGUCUGGAAGUUUGAAAAAUUCGGCUAAACAUAUAGAAUCAAGUAAUUGUGAAAGGCUCCAUGAUAGGAAAGGUGUUACAGCCAUAUAUGAAAUGCUUCCACUGAUGGAUGAAUGUAGUAGAGUAGAUUUUAAUAUCAUUAAUGCUGACAAAAAUAAACAAGAAAAUUUGGAAACUGAAAAUCCAGCUCAACAAAUAUGGCUUAAGAUGCUUGACUCUAAUGAAGAUUUCAAGUCACUGUUAGAUCUGCAAUGCAAGGAUGCAUUGACAGCUAUCAAUUUGGCAACAAAAUUGACAGACCUUAUUUCAUCUAGUGAUCUGUUGAUAAGUUCGUGCACACCUGAUCAAAAAGAUUUCUUUCUGCAUGAAGAUCAUGUACCAACUUCAUGCUCUGAUGAGCGUAUGGAAAUUACUUCAACACUUGCACAACAAGGUCUCUGUAUAAUGGGGCACAAUCUGAGUAAUGAAAGCAAUUUAAAUCUACACAAAGAUAUAUUAACUUCCAGCACUGAUUCUAUUGCCAUGGGUAAGCUGAUCUUGGCACAAUCAAAUGAUGAAAUGGUGCGGACUGAUGAAUUUUCAGAGAUUGACAUGUGUCCAACAGAACAAUACAGUAAAAGACAAGAAACAGAGACCAGGCUUUCGAAUGCUUUAGAUUCGUUGUUACCCAAUAAAUCUUUUUUCAUGGCAAAGGGCAUUGCUUUUCAUGAAUAUACAUCAUUUUUGGGACAAAUUUCUAAGCUUGAAGAGGCUCGUGUAUCACAUGCAACUACUCUGAAACGAAGGGCUCGAGGUUGUCAUCACUACUUGAGUACAGGUCGUUUUUCUGUAUCUCAGGAAAACAUUCAUUUGUUGGCUCAACAUAGCAAUUAUGGGAAGGUGUCAGGGGGUAAUCAUCAAAAUGCUUGGCAAUCUUUGUGAAGCUCUUUAUCUUCAAUUAGUUUCUCCUAUUGAUGCAGUACUUCUCAUCCUUUCAAUCAGACAGUUUCGCAUAACAUUUCUAACUUGAAACACUCUUGGCUUCCUCAACUUGUAUUUUAAUGUCACAUGCUAUACGGAUCAAGACAUACAGUCAAACAAAUGAUGGUUCACAUUCCCAUGCUCUAAGUUGCUAAUCACUGGAGUACUGGAAAUUCAUUUAGUCAAUUAACUGGCUAUCUUGCCAAUGCUGUUCUCAUUCAUGUACAUUAGCAUUAACUUUCAAUUUAAAAUUUCCAGAAUUUUUCUUAAUAAUAUUUGAAAUUAAGGGCACA
Messenger RNA from Cryptomeria japonica (Japanese cedar), 5053 nucleotides. RefSeq lists its product as uncharacterized. Lineage: Eukaryota; Viridiplantae; Streptophyta; Pinopsida; Cupressales; Cupressaceae. Bases 189 to 4721 code for a protein of 1510 amino acids. The record is from RefSeq and is a predicted model, not a curated record. Gene Ontology annotation, molecular function: chromatin binding; ATP hydrolysis activity; ATP binding. The transcript is spliced from 19 exons. Gene Ontology annotation, biological process: DNA repair; DNA damage checkpoint signaling; mitotic DNA replication checkpoint signaling.